Molecule: messenger RNA, 423 nt
Organism: Lathyrus sativus (Indian pea)
Lineage: Eukaryota; Viridiplantae; Streptophyta; Magnoliopsida; Fabales; Fabaceae
Source: the annotation of a GenBank genome assembly
AUGAACUCUUUUGAAGAAUUAGAAGGUGGGGCACUGACUGUACUUAAUGAUAGAAAAAUUGUUCCUGGGUUGCCUCUUGUUCAUGCUAUUGAUCCUUUAGUGCUAGGUGAAUUUGAAAAGGUAAGAUGCUCACCUAAUGAUUGCACGAAUUCUAUAUUGAAGUGGUUUGAUGAACAAGCUACAGGGUCAGUGGUAUAUGUUUGCUUGGGAAACAAGACACAGACAAAGAGGGAACAGAUAAAAGAUAUGGCUAAUGGGUUAAUAUCAUGCGGUUUCAAGUUCAUAUGGGUGAUGAAAUUGAAAGUAGUUGACAAGGAAGAAGAGAAAAAUUUAGAGGAUGUAUUAGGAAAUGAAACGAUGAAGAAAGUGAAUGAAAAAGGUAUAGCCAUAAAUGCUCAAGGUAUAUCUCAGCAUUUGAAGUGA